AGAGGAAGAUGGCGCCUCGAAGAGAGAGGGUCUCUACGCUGCCCCGGCUCCAACUGCUAGUGCUGUUGUUGCUGCCGCUGAUGCUUGUGCCCCAGCCCAUAGCAGGCCAUGGCGGCAAGUACUCGCGAGAGAAGAACGAGCCGGAGAUGGCCGCCAAGCGCGAGUCCGGGGAGGAGUUCCGCAUGGAGAAGCUGAACCAGCUAUGGGAGAAGGCCAAGCGGCUUCAUCUGUCUCCUGUGAGGCUGGCCGAGCUGCAUUCUGACCUGAAGAUACAAGAGAGGGAUGAACUCAACUGGAAAAAGCUGAAGGUGGAAGGCUUGGAUAAGGAUGGGGAGAAAGAAGCAAAACUGAUCCACAACCUCAACGUCAUCCUGGCCAGAUACGGACUGGAUGGGAGGAAGGACGCCCAGAUGGUGCACAGCAACGCCCUCAAUGAAGACACCCAGGAUGAGCUGGGGGACCCCAGGCUGGAAAAGCUGUGGCACAAGGCAAAGACAUCAGGGAAAUUCUCCAGUGAAGAGCUGGACAAGCUGUGGAGAGAGUUUCUGCAUUACAAAGAGAAGAUCCAGGAGUACAAUGUGCUGCUAGACACACUGAGCAGAGCUGAAGAAGGUUAUGAGAACCUUCUCAGUCCCUCGGACAUGGCCCACAUCAAGAGCGACACCCUGAUCAGCAAGCACAGUGAGCUGAAGGACAGACUGCGCAGUAUCAACCAGGGCUUGGACCGCCUGCGGAAGGUCAGCCACCAGGGCUAUGGCUCCACCACUGAGUUUGAAGAGCCCCGGGUGAUAGAUCUGUGGGACCUGGCUCAGUCUGCCAACUUCACUGAGAAGGAACUGGAGUCAUUCAGGGAGGAGCUCAAGCACUUUGAGGCCAAAAUUGAAAAGCACAACCACUACCAGAAGCAGCUGGAGAUUUCCCACCAGAAGCUGAAGCACGUGGAGAGCAUCGGCGACCCCGAGCACAUCAGCCGCAACAAGGAGAAAUACGUGCUGCUGGAGGAGAAGACCAAGGAGCUGGGCUACAAGGUGAAGAAGCAUCUACAGGACCUGUCUAGCAGGGUCUCAAGGGCUCGGCACAAUGAGCUCUGAGGACCAGAAGCCACCAGCAGCAGCCUAGAGAGAACACUUGAAGACACCGGGAGCUGUCAGCAUGUCAUCGGCUUGCAUAGACCUGAGGUGACUGGUGUGGCUGACCACCGUGGCAAGGAGGAUCCCUUGAAAUACCAAGCUGAUCCUACAGUGGCUGGCAAGGACUUAUUUUCUUUCAAGCAAGUGUAGUUGUCACCACCCUGGACGAGGGCCUUGGGUACCGCUACCAGUGAGAUAGGACUGGACUCCGAGCUGCAGCACAACAGUUUAUAUUGAAAUCACAUAAACCUGCCUGCCACUGGAAACAUUCUGUACAGAGUCCUUAAAUACAUGGCAGAGUUUUGAGCCCUCGAGUCCUUGCCUGGUAUCUCGAAGGAUGGGUCCAUUGAGCCAUGGCAAAUUAAGUUACAGAUGAAGGGGGAAGGCGAAGACUAGUCUACCCACUGGAAGCAUUUCCCUCCCUGCUUCACGCACCCUCUCCCUCUCUGGGGAUCUGGCCCCAGACAGUUUUAAAUCAAGAGAUUUCAGGACAAAGAUGGCAGAGGUGAAAGCCUGCAGGUCUUGCAGGGCGAACGUUUUCUGGCCCCCUCCACCCCCAAAGACCCUGAUCAGCUUCCAGAUCCAGUCUCUGUUCCCUCACACAGAAUAGCCAAAAUUUUGUCUGACCCCAGCAGCUGAUCCUGGAAGAUCAGGCCAUUGAGUUUGUUAGCCGCUGAAUCUCAGCCCAGAAAUUGGAAUCUGCCUAUCAGGGGUGCGCAGUUAACCAUGUUUAAGAAUAUCACAGCCGGAAAGAGGCUCAGUGAGUAAAAUGUUCAUACAGCAAGCUUGAGGUCUACAGUUUGGAUCUGCAGAGCCUUGCUGUGUUUACUUACCUGCAGUCCCAGCACUUGAGAGGCAGAGAAAGUUUAUCCCAGCCAAAUAAACAAAGGUGGAGUAUAUGGGAGAAGGCACUCUCCCACUCUCUGAUGUGUGCAUACACUUACAUGUGUACCUGUACACAGGUGACCACUCAUAGAUACUCAUAUAUGGGUGAAACUCCCAGGGCAUCAUCGUGCAAGAAGCCCAUGGGUUAAGGACAGCAGCCGCAAGGAACAGUAGGCAGUGUGGUUCCCUCACCCAUGCUGUGUCUGCCACCAUCCAGGCCAGCUGGGAUGUGUCCCUCUGAGCACUAGUAGAUAUCUUCCCAGAACCCUCAGCAGUGUCUGAGGCUCAGAGAAAUUCUUGUUGCUAGGGUCUCAGCUCUGCCUUUCUGGUUCAGCCCAACACCAAAGCCUCCUGUGCCUCACAGCCCAGGGGACUCAGGCUCAGAGUCAACUGCUGGGGGAGUGCCUGGCUGUCAGAUGCACCUUCACUAAUGUUUGUCUCCAUCCCUAGAGCCAGAGGCCAUGGCUGCAUGCUAAGGCUUAGAAAUGGGCACGUUGAAGUAACAUAGCAGUAUACAGCCCAGUGAACCAUCUCAGAGUGAGUGAUAGAGAGCCCACAGCUAUGUUAGGGAGAGGUGUGACCUGUGUGGGAGCUGCCUGCUUCUGGAGCAGAUCUCUAGUCAGGAGGCCACUCCUGACUAAGCUCUCAGAUAUCAGAUCCUGCAAACUUCCCUGGGUGAGUGUGACUCCCACCGCAAGGGAACCUCAAGCUACAAACUUAGAUGCGGUUCUGGCUAGCAGGCUCUGCCACCUAGCAACAGUGACUGAAAGUCCUCAGGCUGACAGGUCACCAGUCACAUUAUGGUAAAGGAGAACAGGUUCAUGCAAGUUGUCCUCUCACUAUGCGUGCUACGGCACAUGGGUUCACACAAUGAAUAAAAUAUCUUUUAAAGCAUUCUUUCUGGGGAAAA
This is a messenger RNA of Mus musculus (house mouse), 2925 nucleotides long. It is a transcript of the gene Lrpap1, whose product is annotated as low density lipoprotein receptor-related protein associated protein 1. Gene Ontology annotation, biological process: amyloid-beta clearance by transcytosis; negative regulation of amyloid-beta clearance; negative regulation of receptor internalization. The record is from RefSeq and is marked validated. Gene Ontology annotation, cellular component: cis-Golgi network; endoplasmic reticulum; vesicle. The transcript is spliced from 8 exons. Gene Ontology annotation, molecular function: receptor antagonist activity; low-density lipoprotein particle receptor binding; very-low-density lipoprotein particle receptor binding. Lineage: Eukaryota; Metazoa; Chordata; Mammalia; Rodentia; Muridae. Bases 9 to 1091 code for a protein of 360 amino acids.